Molecule: messenger RNA, 1383 nt
Organism: Acanthosepion pharaonis
Lineage: Eukaryota; Metazoa; Mollusca; Cephalopoda; Sepiida; Sepiidae
Source: the annotation of a GenBank genome assembly
AUGAGCUUAGAAAUGUCCGUCUAUCAAAAAGCAAGCGCAUCUAUCUAUCUAUCUAUCUAUCUAUCUAUCUAUCUAUCUAUCUAUCUAUCUAUUACCGUUCAGACACACGUUUUUUCGGUCACGAUUAACGAUUCCACUCUCAACAUAAAAUUAGCCGUACAUCUAUCUAUCUAUCUAUCUAUCUAUCUAUCCGUUUCGGCUCUUUCUAGAACGAUCUGUUCAGUAAUCAUGUACUUCUCUCUCUUUCUCUCUCUCUCUCUUUCUCCCUUGCACUCUCUCUUCCCUCUUCCUCUUUCUCUCUCUCUCUUUCUCUCUCUCUUGCUCUCUCUCCCUCUUCCUCUUUCUCUCUCUCUCGCCCUCUUGCUUUCUCUCCCUCUUUCUCUCUCUCUCUCUUGCUCUUUCUCUAUACCCCUAUAUCUGUGUUCUGCUACUUUUCUUCUUCUCCUCUUCCUCCUCCUCCUCUUCUUCCUCCUUUUUCUUCUUCCUCUCCUAUUUCAUUUUCUUCCUCCCUUUCUCUUCUUCCUCCUCCUCUUCCCUUUUCUCCUUCCUUUCUCCUCCUCCAUCUUCUUCCUCCAUUUUCUUCCUCCUCCUUCUUCUUCUACCUUUUCUUUUUCCCUACUCCUCCUACUUCAUCUUCUUCCUCUCCUCUUCCUUAUUUCCUCCUCCUCUUCCUACUUUUUCUUAUUUUUCUUCUUCCUUUUUCUUCCUCCUCCUCCUCCUCCUCUUCUUCUUCUUCUUCUUCUUCUUCUUCUUCUUCUUCUUCUUCAGCAACCUGUAACCAUUACCACACUGGUACAUCGCACUUCCUUUCUCUUUCUCCCCUCGUCUCUCUCCUUCUCUCUCUCCCUUCUUUUUCCCCUUCUCUCGGUCCUCAUUUCCCUUCUCUCUUCUUCACUCUCUCUCUUUCACCUUCACUCUCCCCACUUCUCUCUCUCCCCUUCUCUCUCUCCUCUUCUCUCUCUCCCCUUCUCUCUUUCCCAUUCUCUCUCUCCUCUCUCAAUUUCUCUCCUUCUCCAACUUCUUUCUCCUCUCCUCUCUCCCCUUCUCUCCCCCUUCUCCCCUUCUCUCUCUCCCACUUCUCUGUUUCCCUUCUCUCUCUCAUUCUCUCUCUGCCCUUCUUUCUCUCCUUCUCUUGACUUUAUCUCCCUCUUUAUUUUUCUCUAUGUCUACAUCUCUCCUUCUCUCUUGCUCCUUCUCACUCUUUCUCUCCCCGUCUCUCUCCUUCACUCUCCUUCUCUCCCCUUCUCUCUCUCCCAUUCUCCCCUUCCCUCUCUCUCUGCCCUUCUUUCUUUUCCCCUUCCCUCUCUUCUUCUCUCUCUCCUUCCCUCUCCUUUCCCCUUCUCUCUACUGGAAAGGCAGCAAUAUUUGAGAACAUUUUUUUAA